Molecule: messenger RNA, 2355 nt
Organism: Numida meleagris (helmeted guineafowl)
Lineage: Eukaryota; Metazoa; Chordata; Aves; Galliformes; Numididae
Gene: GAS2
Product: growth arrest specific 2
Exons: 8
Coding region: 258-1202 (314 amino acids)
Biological process (GO): actin crosslink formation
Cellular component (GO): actin filament
Molecular function (GO): actin filament binding; microtubule binding; cytoskeletal adaptor activity
Source: RefSeq, a predicted model, not a curated record
GCGGAGGGGCCGCGGCGGCCGCUCUUGGUCCUGCCCCCGAGGGGCAGAGCCGGGAGCCGCGCUCGCGGCGCUCAUGGCAAAGCCAUUAGCUCAGCCGUGCUGCGGAGAGGUCCCGAGGACAGCGCGGCCGGGCUCGGCGGAGGGUGAGCGCGGGCCGGAGCGGGGCAGCUUGCUGGGCUCCGGGCACGUCUCCCGUCCUUCCCGGUGCGGCCGUGGGGCCGUUCGGCGGAGCCCUAGGUACAACCAGUGGAUAAGCAAUGUGCACUGCUCUGAGCCCGAAGGCACGUGGGCCUGGCCUCUCUGAUAUGCAUCAAUACAGUCAGUGGCUUGCCAGCAGACAUGAGGCCAACUUGUUGCCAAUGAAAGAGGAUUUGGCCCUGUGGCUCACGAACUUACUGGGUAGAGAAAUAACAGCAGAAACCUUUAUGGAGAAAUUGGAUAACGGUGCCUUGCUUUGUCGGUUAGCUGAGACCCUGCAGGAGAAAUUUAAAGAAAACAGCUUUGAGGCAAACAAACCUGGCAAAACCUUGCCAGUACGGAAGAUUCCAUGCAAAGCCAAUGCACCUUCAGGGUCCUUUUUUGCACGAGACAACACAGCAAAUUUCUUAUCCUGGUGCAGAGACGUAGGGGUGGAUGAUACCUGCCUCUUUGAAUCAGAAGGUUUGGUUCUCCACAAGCAACCAAGAGAAGUGUGCCUUUGUUUGCUGGAACUCGGACGGAUUGCAGCAAGGUUUGGGGUAGAGCCUCCUGGAUUAAUAAAGCUGGAAAAAGAGAUUGAACAAGAGGAAACACUUUCAGCCCCACUUCCAUCUCCUUCACCCUCACCAACAAAGUCUCCUGGGAAAAAGAGUACAGGGAAGCUGUUGGAUGAUGCUGUUAAACACAUUUCUGAAGAUCCACCUUGUAAAUGCCCUAAUAAAUUCUGUGUGGAGCGCCUUUCGCAAGGAAGAUACAGAGUUGGAGAGAAGAUCCUCUUUAUCAGGAUGCUGCACAACAAGCAUGUGAUGGUCCGUGUUGGAGGAGGAUGGGAGACUUUUGCAGGUUACUUACUGAAACACGACCCAUGCCGAAUGCUGCAGAUCUCACGAGUGGAUGGGAAAACUUCUCCAGUCCAGAGCAAGUCUCCAACUCUCAGGGACAUUAAUCCAGACAACUAUCUGGUUGUUUCUGCCCAUUACAAAACCAAGAAGGAGAUUAAGUGAAAGAAGCUUCUCAUGCAAUUGGGACUCUAUAUACGUAGGUCCAAAUUAUUUUCUCAAGUGUAGUAAAUUUAGUUCAUGCUUUAAAAGGACUUCAGAAAACUUAAGACAGACUGGAAAUGGCAACCCAUUUUGAAGAUCUCUGAAUUGUAGAACUAUUUAUUUCUAGUACUGUAUCUUUUAUAGCAAAUUACCCUUGCUAGGCUAAUUACUACAAUCUGAUAAGAAAUAGACAUAUAUUUUUAGCCAAAUUAUUACUCUUUAAUACGUGAAUGUAUACGUAGAGUUACAUAAAGGAGUGGAUCUUGUUAAUGGAAGAAAAUACAUAAUACAAUAUAUUUGUAUGAAAAUCUUAUGACAUUGAAUCCUUCACUGUUAGGUUAGUCAGAAAAUAUAUCUAUGCAGGUGGAAAGAAGUAUUGGUGGGAAUUAUUUGGUAAUGCCUCUUGAAAUCAGAAUUGACUAUUUUUUAUGGGUUGCAAGAUAUUUUUUUAAACCAACAGAGUAUGAAGAGACUCGUUGCAUGCCAAACAAAUUCCCAAAGUGAUUACUUAAAAAAGAAAAAAGCCCAAGAAAAAGGAGCCACGACCCUUGUACUCUUUAAAGCUGAAGACAAUACUUAGUGCUAGAUGUGCGUGUAGAUCCUUCCUGUUCCUGACAAAGUUGCCCCAUAUAGAAAGGGGAGGAAGCCAAGAGGUUGCCCCUUCCUCUCCCAGACGAUAGUGCUAGCUAGUACGAGCAGCAUGCUGCGCUGCAGGCCUUGAAGGGAAGCUGUAAAGGAUGCACAGCUUUCUACCCAAGGGGGUUCAGAAGAUGCAAGUCCAUCCUUUGUCACAAAACACUGCACUAUUCUUGAAUCUGAGCUUUUCCUUCCCCUGAUUUGUAAUUCUGUUGGUCAUGCCAAAUAUAAACUAUUCAUUACCCCGUCAGUUGAGCGAUUCACAUUCUUGUAUAUCAUUCACACACCUCUAAAAUAGCUAAAGGCAUACCGGGGCUUAGUUCAUAAUUUUGGCUACUCUUCUUUGUUUAUAUUUGGUAAUUUGUAUGCCUUAUAACUUCCUAGAAAAAUCAUCUUAUAGGAUUAUUUCACUGACUGUGUAAAUUUGAGCAGAACUCAUUUCAUUACAAAUGAAAUAAACUUUUUAAAACUACUCAUA